This is a messenger RNA of Myxocyprinus asiaticus (Chinese sucker), 5998 nucleotides long. It is a transcript of the gene cd2ap, whose product is annotated as CD2-associated protein. Lineage: Eukaryota; Metazoa; Chordata; Actinopteri; Cypriniformes; Catostomidae. Gene Ontology annotation, molecular function: protein binding. The record is from RefSeq and is a predicted model, not a curated record. The coding region runs from base 259 to 2256 and encodes 665 amino acids. The transcript has 20 exons.
AUCGCGGAGGCAAAUCUAAGAAAGGUGGAGACUUCAGGAUAACUUCCUACUCAGAACACUUAAAAAAGCACACCUUACUUCAGCAACAGGCCGACAUUAAAACACAGCCGAAUGGAAUAAUAUCGCAAAUAAACUCGCUAACAAGCACUUCACCAACACGGUUCCACGCGCAAGUAGGAUUUACUGCUAGCAUCCAGCCUGCUAGCUUACAUCAGCUACCAGGACGGGAGAUUGCACACAUCAGGAUCGAAGGACAGUAUGGUUGAGGUGGUGGUGGAGUACGAGUACAAAGCCCUCCACGAAGAUGAGUUGACCCUCAAGCUUGGAGAUAUAAUCAAAAACGCACGAAGAAUCGAGGAGGAGGGAUGGAUGGAGGGAGAUCUCAACGGAAGACGAGGCCUCUUCCCUGACAACUUUGUAAAGGAGGUGAAAAAAGAGGAGCCAAAGUCCAAAGAGGAGCAAAAGGAGGCUAAAGAAUCAAAGGAGGUGAAAGAACAGUCUCCGAUACGGCGGCGAUCAUCCGGGAACGUAGCAAGCCUGGUGCAGAGGAUCAGUACCUAUGGCAUCCCAGCAGGAGGACUGGGCUUCCAGCCCCACUCUCAACCCCGUGCCUCAAAAAAGAAACCCAAGAAGCGUCAGUGCAAAGUCCUGUUUGAAUACGUGCCUCAGAAUGAAGACGAGCUGGAACUGAAGCUUGGAGACAUCAUUGACAUCAUCGAGGAGGUUGAGGAGGGCUGGUGGAGCGGAACCAUGAAUGGGAAGUCUGGACUCUUUCCUUCCAACUUCGUCAAAGAAAUAGAAUCAACCGAAGACACAGAGACCGACAAUGUCACAGACGAGCCAGAUAACAGAGAUGGCACCUCUAGCCCCACGUCCCCUCUCCCAGGCAACGGUGUCAUGGCUCAGCCGAAGAAAGUUAAAGGCAUCGGCUUUGGUGACAUCUUCAGAGAGGGCUCUGUAAAACUCCACAAAGUCCAAAAAGCGCCUUCUGAAAGUGAGGAAAAGAAAGAAAAACCAAUUUCAUCAUUAUCAUCCGGCACAAAACCCACCCCUUUGAGCACUCCUGACCCACCUAAAGGAGAAAAAGAGGCAGAGAGCAAAGGAAAAGUAAAAGAAUACUGCAAGGCCACCUUCCCCUAUGAAGCUACUAACCAAGAUGAGCUGGAUUUAAAAGAGGGUGACAUCAUCCAUGUAUUGAGCAUGGGACAAUCCUCAAGUUCAUCAGUAAGACCAGCAGCACCAGGGCAGACACUGGAUACGGGAGAGCCGGGCUGGUGGAGAGGAGAGGUCAAUGGCAAACGGGGAGUUUUCCCAGACAACUUUGUGACUAUACUUUCUGAAACCGACAAAGAGACGCUAACAUCCAGAGGCUCCAUUAAAGCAUCUCCUAAACAGGAACCAGAGGAGAAGCCAAAGAAGCCACCACCACCAUCCAAAACUCCAGUCCUGAAACCAGAGGCCCCCAGUGCGGACAAAAAGCAACCACAGCCACGGACUGAGGAUAAAGUUGUCAAGCCCUUGCCAGAAAAACCUGCCAAACCAGCUGCACCCAUUGUCCCUCCCAAAAAACCUGUGCCUCCAAGCAAGGGACUUCUGCGUCCUACUUCCAUGCACUCAAAACGGCCUGACUUACCUCUUGCACCAUCACCAGCUGCUAAGCAAGUAUACAAUGGAGAAGUUUCCCACGUUCGACCAAAGUCAGAGUGUGAACCUUUACCCAGCAAGCCAAAAACAACCGUUGUGGAUGGCAGCGAGAAGAAUUCAGACAUGGUAGUCAAUCUCAUUAGUUUUGAUGACGUCUCCUCUACCUCUGAAAAGUUAUCCCACCCCACUGCAAACCGACCAAAGAUGCCUGGGAGAAGACUGCCUGGUCACAGAGGCCACUCUCCGAGCAAGGAGAUUAGCGAGAAAGCUGAAAAAACUGAGAAAGUGGAUGAAGUGGAUGUUGCACCUUCCCCACAGAGUUUGUUGAAGGCAUCUGUAUCAUCACCCUUACCAUCUCCUGUACUGAAAGCUAGUACAGCCACCCCAAUCAUACCCGAGCUCAAACCAAAAGCUGACAAGGAGGAGGAGAAAUCUGAACUGGAAGACCUUAAAGCUCAGAUGAAGGAGCUUGUGCUCUCUGUAGAGUUACUGAAGACACAACAAAUGAGAGAGCUCCAUGAUCUCAGAAGAGAGUUGGAUGAUGAACGACUCAAACGGGUGGCCCUGCAGAUGGAGAUAGAUAAACUGAAGAAGAUUGUACAAUCAACGUGAAAUCUUGCUGGUCCGAUAGUACCGCUGUCAUGUCUUUAGUGAAAAGUGACUCCAGAUGGAGGGACAGAUGUCAUACACGUAAUUUUUACACUCACUGGCACUGUUCCACAAAUUGUAAGAUUCACAUAUUUGCACAUAAAGAGUUUUUCUAGGUUUAGAAAAGUGUAAUUACGACAGAUGUAUAUGUUUGUUUGUUUUCCUUUCUUUUUUGCCAACAAAAAAUGAUUGAGGCCUUAUUUACCACUGUGCUGGAUAUGCAAUCUCUGCACUUAUUGAGAAGUGCAGCAGAGUAUGCAUUUAAUACUACUGAGUCUGUAUAAAUGAUUAUGGGGGAUUAUGUUGUUUCCUUGUUUUUUUAAGAUAUGGGUUAGAUUUUAAAGAAAACUCUUAUAACCCCAGUUCCAAAAAUGUUGGGACAAUAUGAAAAAUGCUAAAAAAAACAAAAAUGAGUGAUUUGUAAAUUAUAAUCACCCUUUGCUAUAUUGAAAGCUCUACAACUACAAAUGAUAUGAUGUUUUACCCUUUGUAUUUUAUUUUUUUUAAAUGUACAGUAAUUUCAAAUCAUAUGAUUGCAACACGCUCCAAAAAAGUUGGGACAGUCGAGUGUUUACCACUGUGAAACAUCACUAUUUCUUCUAAUAACACUUAUUAAGCAUUUGGACACUGAAGACACAAGUUUGUUAAGUUUAGAAAGUGAAAUUUCCCCCCAUUCGUCCAUUAUGUAGGUCUUUAGCUGCAAUUGUACGGUGUCUUCAUUGCCAUCUAACCCGCUUCAUAAUGCGCCACACUUUGUCAAUUGGAGACAAGUCAGGACUGCAGGCAGGCCAGUCUAGCACCCGCACUCUCUGCUUACACAGCCUUGCACUUGUAAUCUGGGCAGUAUGUGGUUUGAAGUUGUCCUGCUGGAAAAUGCAGGGACGUCCCUGGAAAAGACUGUGCUGGAUGGCAGUAUAUGUUGCUCCAAAAUUUGUACAUAUCUGUCUGCAUUCAUGGUGUUCUCACUGAUGUGCGAGUUACCCAUGCCAUGGGCACUGACACACCCCUGGCCCAUACAGACACUGGCUUUUGGACCUGACGCUAAUAACAGCUUGGAAUGGACCUUUUCUUCUUUUGCCCGGAUAACACGACGGCUGUGUUUUUCAAAAACUUUUUUUAAAUGUGGACUCUUCGGACCAAAAAACACAGUUCCACUGUUCUACUUUCCAUCUAAGAUGAGACUGAGACCAGAGAAGUUGGCAGCACUUCUGGACAGUGUUGAUGGAGGGCUUCUGCUUUGCAUAGUAAAGUCUUAACUUGCAUCUGUGGAUGCAGCGGCGUGUGGUGUUGACUAACAAAGGUUUACUAAAGUUAUCCCAAGUCCAUGUUCAUGAUAUCCAUUACAGAUGAUUGACGUUUUUUAAAACAGUUACGUCUGAGGGAUCAGAGCGCAUUCAGAAAUAGUUUUCGUCGCGCCAAGAUUUGACCAGAUUCCUUGAAUCUUUAAAGUAUAUUGUGCACUGUAGAGGGUGAAAUGCCCAAAAUCCUUCCAAUUUAUCUUUGGGGAACAUUGUUCUGAAAGUGCUGGAUUAUUUGCUGGAGCAUCUGUUGGCAAAUUGACAAGUCUUGAACGAUCCUUGCUCUUGAAGGACUAGGCUGUUUUUGGAGGCUCCUUAUACAGUAUGCAGUACUAUGACACAAAUGCCUCACCUGUUUAACAUCGCCUUGUUAUUUCAACUCGUCAAAUUGUUAUUAGUCUUAAAUUUCCCGUCUCAACGUUUUUGGAGUGUGUUGCAAUCAUCUGAUUUGAAAUUAGUGUACAUUUUCAAAAAAUCAAUACAAUUCAAAAGGUAAAACAUCACAUUAUGUGUAGUUGUGGUGCUUUCAAUAUUGAAUGAUUGCAAAUCACUCCUUUUUGUUUUUAUUAGCAUUUUUCAUACUGUCCCAACUUUUUCGGAAUUGGGGUUGUAUGAUCUCAGCAAUACUUUGUCUGUAUUAACCUCUUUAGAUGAUUCUAAAAUGUAUGGCAUACUCUUGUUUCCAUUGUGAGAAUACUCUGUUGCUGUUUCAAAAGGGAGAAUUUUUUUCUUUUUGUGUUUUCUAACAUUCCUAUCCAGGGUAACACUAUUGUGCCUGUUAAAGAUUUUUACAAGUGUUAAUACUGGGAACUCUCGUGCUGUGUGUGUGUGUGUGUGUGUGUGUGUGUGUGUGUAAUUGAUAUAUUUUUAUGGUCUACUGAUUGUGGCAUCAUAAAGAAAAAAUGUUCUGGGUUUUUGUAUCCAUGUCUGGUUUCAAACUUCCAUACACCCCAUACAGUUUUGUUUAAGUCUUCAAUAGCAGUGUCAUUUCACCAAACAAAUGGCUAGCAAUCCAUUUCACAAUUAAGUUCAAGUUUAACAAUGUAGAGUGCUGGAGUUUUUAUUCUGUAGGGCCGUUACUUCCCCUUGUAAUUACAAAUAUCAUGUUGAAAUCUGAAAGAUCCAUUUGGUGCUGCAGAAAGCAGCUUCAUUUUACAUAAUUUUUUACACUGUAGAGCAACAUUCCAUAUUUGUUUUGCCCCUGUAAUGUUUCAGUCCAGAAAAGCCAACUUGGUAUAACAUGCAUUACUUCAUCUCUUGAAUUGCAACAAUUCUAGAUAAAAGACUGCCAGUGCUGUUUCUAGAAGAUUGGUUGGCUGGCUGAAACAUCUGGAUUCACAGUUGUUUUAGAAACGUGCUGUAAACAAAAAUUAUUUCAUCAUAUACUCACCCUUGUGUUGUUCUCAAUCCAUAUAACUUACUUUCUGACAUGGAACAAGAAUACAAAUUCUGAAAAAUGUUGACGCUGCUCUUUUUCCAUAUGAUGAAAGGGAAUAGGAACAGAGGUCAUCAGUCCUUAACAUUCUACCUAACAUCUUUUGUAUUUAACUGAAAAAGAAAGUAAUUUUAGGUUUGGAACAACAUGAGGGUGAGUAAAUGAUGACAGGAUUUUCUUUAUUGGGUAAACUAUCCCUUUACAUUUAAAAUAACCCAUUAAUUAUACACGAUCAGCCACAACAUUAAAACCAACUGCCUAAUAUUGUGUUGGUCCCACUCGUGCCACCAAAACAGGGCCAGCCCGCAUCUCAGAAUUGCAUUCUGAAAUGCUGUUCUUCUCACCACAGUUGUACAGAGCAGUUAUCUGAGAUACUGCAGACUUUGUCAGUUCGAACCAGUCUGGCCAUUCUCUGUUGACCUCUCUCAUCAACAAGGCAUUUUUCAUCCACAGAACUGCCACUCACUGGAUGUUUUUUGUUUUGCAUGAGACUGUUGUGCAUGGAAAUCCCAGGAGAUCAGCAGUUACAGAAAUACUCAAACCAGCCUGUCUGGCACCAACAGUCAUGCCACGCUCCAAAUCAUUAACUGAAGCUCAUGACCCGUAUCUGCAUGGAUGAUUGUUGGUGCCAGACGGGCUGGUUUGAGUGUUUUUGUAACUGCUGAUCUCUGAAUGACAGAAUGACACAUUGAUCCCUAAAGCAAUAAACCAACACAUCUUUACAGUUAUCAUCUCUCUCCAUGUCAAAUGAAUAUGUUCACACUCAAUGAUUCUGUUACAUCAAAGGAUAACCCAUAAAAGUACAGGCAAUGUUUGGUAUCUGUGAUGUCUGUAAUUGAGUAGAACGCAUUCCAUUUUAUUUCUAACGAUGUCUCAAAAUUAUGUUGUUUACAUGAUUUCUAAAUUGCAUGAACUUUUUUUUGUUUGUUUUUUUGUUUUUUAUCUAAAUAAAUAUGUAUAUUUACAGAAAUUG